AUGGCGGCAGUGGAGAAGCGGCGGUUGGCCGUGGCCCCGGCGGCCAAUUUCAUAGACAGCAGCCGGCCCUCGGUGUCCGGGGCGGCAGCAACGACCGAGAGCGAGGAGGACUUCCUGCAGCAGCUCGGCGUGACGAAAAUGCUGCGCGCAGCCCUGUUGAAGGUGCUGGAGGCCCGGCCCGAGGAACCGAUCUCCUUCCUGGCGCACUACUUCGAGAACAUGGGCCUCAGUACGCCUGCACACAGCGGCGCCGGGGAGCCCCCGGGCCAGCUCCUGCUUCAGCAGCAGCGCCUGGGCCGCGCGCUGUGGCACCUUCGCCUGGCUCACCACUCCCAGAGGACAGCCUUCAACAACAAUGUCGGCGUGGCCUAUGAGUGCCUGAGCGCCAGUGGGCGCAAGAAGAAGCCGGGGCUGGAUGGGCGCACCUACAGUGAACUGCUCAAGCGCAUCUGCCGAGAUGGGGAGGCCCCCGAGGAGGUCGUAGCCCCCUUGCUGCGCAAGAUCCAGUGCCGGGACCACGAGGCUGUGCCGCUGGACGUGUUCCGCACCGGCAUGCUCACCUGCUUCGUGCUGCUGGAGUUCGUGGGGCGGGCUGGCGCCCUCUACCAGCUGCUGGAGGACCCCAUGCUGGCCGUUGCUGACCGCCGCAUGGGCCAGGCAGUGCUGGACACCCUGGAGGGGGUCCUGCAGGCCAGCAGUGGCGCCUCUGCUCCCACCCACUACCUGGAGGCCGGCUCACGCCUGGGGCCUGACAGCCUGGCGCUGGCCAUGGACCGAGCUCUGGUGGCUCGGCGGCCCAGCUCCCCCAUGACCCGAGAGGAGUUCCUGGAGAAGGCUGCUGCCCUCUUUAUUGCCAAAGUCAAGCCAGUGGGCUGA
Molecule: messenger RNA, 876 nt
Organism: Pipistrellus nathusii (Nathusius's pipistrelle)
Lineage: Eukaryota; Metazoa; Chordata; Mammalia; Chiroptera; Vespertilionidae
Source: the annotation of a GenBank genome assembly